Molecule: messenger RNA, 834 nt
Organism: Protobothrops mucrosquamatus (brown spotted pit viper)
Lineage: Eukaryota; Metazoa; Chordata; Lepidosauria; Squamata; Viperidae
Gene: IL6
Product: interleukin 6
Exons: 5
Coding region: 59-691 (210 amino acids)
Biological process (GO): positive regulation of cell population proliferation; T-helper 17 cell lineage commitment; immune response
Cellular component (GO): extracellular region
Molecular function (GO): growth factor activity; interleukin-6 receptor binding; cytokine activity
Source: RefSeq, a predicted model, not a curated record
GCUUCUUGCCUAUUUCAAAAAGAAAAAGAAAUAAAAGAUUUAAAGUCUCAAGAAGAUUAUGCUUGCACUAUCGGGAUGCUGUUCCUGGGCUGCUGCUGCCCUCCUGCUGCUACUCUUUGGAGCCCACGCUUUCCCUAUCGGAGAUUCUUCCGGAGAAGAGGAAUUUGGCGAGGAUCCCUCUUCCAGAACUCCGGCAGCCGGGCGGGUCCAGCUGAACGCUCGGACAGAGUUGGCUCUUUGGUUACAAGGCACUGCGGCGAGGUGGAAUCAAGAGCUGUGCAAGGAGCAAAAUGCCUGUAAAGGUACAUUGGAAAUCAUGGCACAAAAUAAUCUCAACCUUCCAAAGAUAAUUAAAGAAGAUGGAUGCUACCAGCCUGGAUUCCAAAAGGAAAAUUGUCUAAGAAAACUUUCAGGUGGCCUCUAUGUAUUCAGAACAUUCUUGGAAUAUAUAGAAGAAACUACACAAAGAAGUGUAUCUAUAUCAACAGGUGCUCAGCACCUGGCAGAAACUUUGAAGUUGAUGAUGAACAAUCCUGAGUCUGUGAGCAUACCAUCUCCUGACACUCAGAAAACUCUUGCUGCACAGUUAAGAGAACAGAGAGCUUGGAAUAUGAUAGUGAUCAAGCACUUUAUUCUUCAAGAUUUUACUUUAUUUAUGGAGACCACGUCAAGAGUUAUUCGCCUUCUAUAACAAGUUAACUGUAAUGCCUGAAUGCUUUAAAUCAGGCAUAUCAAAUAUUCACAUCUGAAACAGAUGUCAUGGUUGUUCUCCUGCGAGAAUUUAUUUUUUAGAUAUAUACUUAUUUAUGACAUUGAUAUAACUUAUUUAUGGUA